ACAUCGCCGGCAGAGACGGCAAUCGCCAGCUUCCUCUCUGCGCUGUCUUGUGAUUCAAAGCAGAUUCUGCUCCACUUUUUUAAAAGGGGAGCACAUGAAUGCUGGAGACCCACAAGAACAGAAUUGAGCAAGGAAAGGUGCAACAGUGAUACAAAAGUCCGGCUUUGCCAAAGUCACACAUCCAGUAAGUGGCCGAAGCAGAUCUUCAGACCCACAGUUUGGCUUCCAAAGGACCACAGUGAGUAUUUCUAAUGCUGAAACAAGAGGGUGCAGCUCUGCAGCCCAGGCGGGUGGGCCUCAGGGUGGGUAACCAAGACAGCUCAAUGCAUGUCUCCCUCAGCCGUCCCCAGCCCCUAAAAAGAGAGCUGGGUGUCCCAGUCCUCUGUGGGAUACAGUCCUCUUUCAUCACCAGUUUCCAGCCUACCCUGCAUCUCUUCCCUCUGAAUUGCAGAAACCCUCCCAGCCUCCAUGCCACCUUUCCUGGUCACCCUCUUCCUCCUUCACUCUUGCUUCCUCCAAGCAAAUGGCCACCUCCGUGAAGGAAUGACAUUGCUGAAGACCGAAUUUGCACUUCGCCUCUACCAGAGCGUGGCCGCGUGUAGAAACGAGACGAACUUCGUCAUCUCUCCUGCUGGUGUGUCCCUUCCCUUGGAGAUCCUGCAGUUUGGAGCAGAAGGGAGCACUGGCCAGCAGCUGGCAGAUGCCCUGGGGUACACUGUCCAUGACCAAAGGGUGAAAGAUUUCUUGCAUGCUGUUUAUGCCACAAUACCCACCUCCAGCCAAGGUGCCGAGAUGGAGCUGGCCUGCAGCCUUUUUGUGCAAGUGGGAACACCGCUGUCCCCCUGCUUUGUGGAGCAGGUCUCCUGGUGGGCCAACAGCAGCCUGGAACCAGCCGACCUCGGUGAGCCCAACAGCACCGCCAUCCAGACUAGCGAAGGGGCUUCCAGACGGACUGCAGGUGAGGGCCCCAGUGAGGGCCCUGGUGGCUGGCCGUGGGAGCAAGUUGGUGCAGCAUUUGCUCAGCUUGUGCUUGUGAGCACCAUGUCCUUCCAAGGCACUUGGCGGAAGAGAUUCUCCUCCACAGACACACAGAUCCUGCCUUUCACCUGUGCCCACGGCCUCGUCCUUCAGGUCCCCAUGAUGCACCAAAUGGCUGAGGUCAACUAUGGUCAGUUCCAAGACACCGCAGGACAUCAGGUGGGGGUGCUGGAGCUGCCUUACCUGGGAAGUGCAGUGAGUCUGUUCCUGGUGGUGCCCCGUGACAAAGACAUCCCCCUGAGCCACACUGAGCCACACCUUACAGCCAGCACCAUCCACCUCUGGACCACCAGCCUGAGGAGAGCGAGGAUGGAUGUGUUCCUGCCCAGGUUUAGGAUCCAAAAUCAAUUCAACUUAAAAAGCAUUUUAAAUUCUUGGGGAGUCACUGAUCUUUUCGAUCCACUCAAAGCUAACUUAAAAGGAAUUUCAGGCCAAGAUGGCUUUUAUGUUUCUGAAGCAAUCCACAAGGCCAAGAUUGAAGUUUUAGAGGAAGGCACCAAGGCAUCUGGAGCCACAGCUCUGCUGUUAUUGAAAAGGUCUCGGAUUCCUACUUUUAAAGCAGAUCGGCCAUUCGUCUAUUUCCUGAGAGAACCUAACACAGGUAUUACAGUGUUUUUUGACAGGAUUCAGAUAAAUUAUUUAUCAGUGUCUCUCUAGCAACAAGGGCUCAUUUGUCCACUAUCCCCUCAAAAAUAAGCAUUCUUUCUAGCUGUUUUUAUGGUGCUUCAGAAGCUUCCCAGUUGCUGUCUUGUAUCCUAAGAAAGGGAACUAUUUCAUAAGUACAAAGAAACUUAUCCUCCAUGUUUUUUACCUUCUCAUUCUCUCAGCUCAUAUAUAGUUAAUGUAGAUUUUUUAAAAAUGCUAUAGAUUUCUACUUCUGAAGAUACUUGGAAAAAUUAUGAAAGCAAAAUAAAUUAUAAAUCUUUCCCUUUUAUCCCCUUUGUCCCCUAGCUUUCUUAUCAUUUUAGAGUUUUUUUUUCAGGUCACUAGAGUAUACCAGAGUAGUCCUCUUGUGAUCCUAGUAUUCUAAUGAAUGCACCUGGAUUUCUAUACUGUUCUGUUGAUCUUUCUCAAAAAUCAAAUGUUUGCCCUAGUACUUUUAAGUCCUACUACAUAACCUUAUGGUAAUCCAAAGAUGGUGUGGUACCGGCAAAGCCUCAGUACAUCAGAAGGACACACAAAUAUCCUUAGGCUUCGACAACAUUGAACAGUCUUUAGAUUAUUUCUCUUAAUGUUCUUCCUCCCCCACUCACAAUUACUUAGCCUAGGAAGGAAAAGAGAUUCUCAGUUAAGAGUUGUUGGCAAGUCUAAACAGUGUAUUAAAAAGAAAUAGGAUAGAACAAGACUAAUAAAAUCAAGCAAAGGUGGAUCUACUUUAACUAAACAUCAGGCAUUAUUUUUAUUUAUGGAGAAAAAAUGUCAGAAGUUAGGAUAAUGAAAAUUAUGCAUAGUUUUACAUAAAUUGUUAAGGAAAUACUGUCAACAUCAUUUUAUCUGAGAAUCAUUUGCAUCCUGCUGUACCUCGUGCUAGAAAUCAAAGGAACAUUUUUGUGACGAGAAAGAUAUAAACCAUUCACUAGAAAAUAAUCUAUUUGGGAUUAUUUGGGGAGAAAAAGUCCAUCAACAGAAUAUGUCUUCCUAGUAUUUCACCAUGAUCAUCCCAACCCCAUAAUGAUUAGAUGAAAAUAUCACUUAUCACCCAGAACAGGCAGCAGAGAGCCUUCUCUCAGAAAGGACACAUCAAAAACAUGAAAGAUCAAAAAAGGACAGGUUCUACUCCCUAAAGAAACAAAGAGACAGGACUACAUUUGAAUAGAAAGGUCAUUGCCAAAAGCCAAUAGCCAAUAAAGGUUGAUAGGUAAAAGAGAGAUUCUGAUUUUGGAAUUCAAGUGCAUAAAAAUGAUGUAAAAUCCUUAAACAAGGAAAAGACACACCACUAUUUCAAUGGUAGGCGUUUUCAGAACUGCCUCAGUAAUCAGAAUGAAAAUAUAAGGAUAAUCCAAAACCAGUUCCACAAUCCACCGGAAUUCUAAUAGCCCUUGUGACUUUAUUUACCUCUAUCUGGGAGGCAUUAGCUCACAUCACACAACACAGUGGCUGCUUUUCUGGUGAUGGUUAUGGAAGAGUUUAGAAAUGAGUCUCAGCCUUCAUUAUUCCAAACUGACAAAUCUUACUAAGACCAACUAAUGAAUCAAUCAGCAAAUGGGAAACAUGGGAGACAUUUAAAAAAAAAAGAUUUGAAAACCUCAAGAUUAAACUUUCCAAGAAUAUCAUUUGUCAAGCCAUAAGUCAUUCAGUGACAUAAAGGGCCUAAAAGACAUGAUGUUCCCCCAGAUGUAAUCCCCUUCCGACAGUAAUUCUACAAUAAGUAUUUUCACUAAUUUAAUAUACCCAUAGUUUUUUGUUUUUAAAUGAAAAAAGUCUGAGGGAGAUGGGAUAUUAACCUUUGGUUCUAAUAGGUUUCAAACUCUCCUGACCAGGUUUUAGGAUGAGGUGAGAACAGUGGCAGAGAGAUAAAGGACAAAAAGAAGAGAUGAACAAAACUGCUACUUUUCACCUCCCUCCAGGGUUCAUUCAGAAAAAUGUAUUAAAGGUCAUGAGCAAUCUGUGAAAAAGAAAAUAAAACUUUCUUAUAAGGAAAGCUGCUAAAUACUGGGAUAGGCUGAAUCUCUUUCCUAGAUACUCUUGUUAAGUAUGAAUUUUUAUCUGAAUGACUUCUAAUCCCUCCUACUAAUCCCAGAAUCUAAAUACAUAUAAUUUAGGAACAGACAAUAUAUUCUGGAUUUUGUGUAACUCUCAUUGAAUUUAGCAAUGUGACUACAGGCAAUUACUUUAACAAUUCCACCUAGCAAAUGUUAUCUUGCAUUACUUAAAAGUAUUUUUAUAGACGUAAACAAAGCUUAAAGAACUGCAUAUGAAAAUACUAUAUAAUAUUAAAUUCUUUUUCUUGACAGGGUUUGUCUUCAGUAUCGGGAGAGUUUCAAAUCCCCUAGACUAAAUGCAUGUUCUCCACUUUCAUCGAUGCUUUUCUUCAUAAAGUUAUAAUUUUGCUAUACCCUUGAAAUUUAAAAAAUGUUCUGAUAAAGUGUAAAAAGCUAAGGGUAUGUGGUUUUCAAUAUCAUAAACCUAAAAAUACUUAAGUUUUUAAAUUUUAUAAGUUUAUUUUGCCUACUCUUAAUCCAAAUCUAUUUUGACCUUCUUUUCUACCGGUUACCCCCAAACCACUAAAAGGCACAGCAGUGAUCUAUGAAUGGUGAGUGAGUCAGGCCAUAAGAUCGCUUCCUCAGUAAGGAUAUUCUAGGCCAUGUUGAAUUGAGGGUGGAGAAUGAAUACUGUGGUUUUCCUUAUCCUGUGAAACUCAGGGGGGGAUGCAAAAUGAGGAAAGUCAUCUUAAAGGUGUUUCCUUUCCAUUUAGCUUAUAAAUAAAACAGAGUUUAAGUGUGAGAACAGCAGAGCAGAACAAAGAGGCCUCCAAUUUGUUGUGGGCUUUUGCAAGCAUGGCAUAAAGCUGCUAAAGGCUAGAUAUUUCAGAGUAUGUAGUACACUCCAAACCUACCACUCCCUAACAGCUUCAACUUUGUGCCACCCACAAUCCUAGUGAGAAAUGAAAAGGUGUUGAAGGAAACCAAUAAUAUCCAAAGUUGUCUGCUUUUUAAAUAGCUUUUAAAGUAUCUAUCUGCCCCAGACAAAGUCAUUCCCAUAAUCUAGGCAGAAAUGGGAGUAUGUUGGCAUGGCCAACAAAAACUACAAACAUAUAGUAAAAAGGCAAUGCAGAUUAUGUAACAUGUAAUUACAGUUAGGCUUAACAAACAUGAACUUCAAGUGGUGUAUUUUUCCAAUGCUAAAAAGCAAGGCCUUUAAAAUUCCAUUAUCUUAGGACGUUUUUAAAUGAUUACUUUAAAUGUGAUUAUUUCCUAAACCACACAAGAGUAAAAUAGAGCAUUUAUUGAUGGAAUAACAAAAGUGCUUUUCUUAAAUAUUCUUCAAAAUACAUUUGUACAACUUACAAUAAUAUAUCCAAAAUAACUGUAUAUACAAAACAUUACCUAGUUUUAAUGUAUGUGCUUUUUUCCCCAAAAAUUACAAAGUAACUUCUUUUUAAUUUUUUUUGGCAAAGUUCAACCUUAACAGAGGUGACAAUUUUAAAGGUUGGUUUAAGAAAAUAGAACCUGAGGGAAAUUGACACGCAAGAGUCAAUGACAAGCAAGAGAUUUGGAGGAAUAUUUUUAGUUUGUUAAAUAAAAAUGUUUUUUAGAGUGAUACUUUUCACAUUACAAAAAUAAACCAAAAUGAAGAAAAGGUCACUGUAAAAUGAUGGAAAAAAGAUCUGUAGAUUUGCUUUUAGUAUUUCAAAUAGCCAACAAUGCAUGUCAGAAAAUGAAUGCAAGAUCACAACAGUCUUGUAUUUACUUUGUAUUU
Messenger RNA from Cercocebus atys (sooty mangabey), 5457 nucleotides. RefSeq names its product serpin peptidase inhibitor, clade E (nexin, plasminogen activator inhibitor type 1), member 3 (gene SERPINE3). NCBI's taxonomy places the organism in Eukaryota, Metazoa, Chordata, Mammalia, Primates, Cercopithecidae. The coding region runs from base 469 to 1695 and encodes 408 amino acids. The transcript has 8 exons. Gene Ontology annotation, molecular function: serine-type endopeptidase inhibitor activity. Gene Ontology annotation, biological process: negative regulation of endopeptidase activity. The record is from RefSeq and is a predicted model, not a curated record.